Molecule: messenger RNA, 2592 nt
Organism: Bipolaris victoriae FI3
Lineage: Eukaryota; Fungi; Ascomycota; Dothideomycetes; Pleosporales; Pleosporaceae
Exons: 3
Coding region: 1-2592 (863 amino acids)
Biological process (GO): ERAD pathway
Cellular component (GO): endoplasmic reticulum membrane
Molecular function (GO): protein binding
Source: RefSeq, a predicted model, not a curated record
AUGAGGCCACGCCUUCCGCGGCUUGUGCCGCUUCUGUUCGUUCUUCUUUCGAUAUGUCUGACCGUAUACUCACGAUCCGAUCUGGACCAAGAGGCAGACCAUGCCUACCAAAAACCCCUCGGUGCAGGCCAAACACCAGGCAGCCGUGGAUCACCGGGGCAGAGCAAAGAGGCCUGGAAAUCAAGAUGGGGAACUACCGAAGAUGAGGGCGUGAAUGCGCAUCAGGGAGCCCUGGCCUUUGACGAGGCCAUGGCCCUUCUCCGCCAGAUCAAACCCGCAACAGCACCCUGGUGGAACUUUGACAGGAAAUCCGGCAUACUAGGCGCAAGCGCAUACUACGCAAAAGAAGUCUUCUUCCUCCUCUUCAUGAAUGGACCUUCGCAGCAGGAACUCCUGACCACGAACCCGCAACCGAAGAAACUUGGGCAGCCGCUCUCCCAAGCCGUCACGCUACUCGAGGAGGCCGCCGCGGAGAAGAACCCCGACGCACUAUUCAUGCUCGCCGAAAUGAACUUUCACGGCAACUACACACAUCCGCGCAACUACUCUGAAGCCUUUCGACGCUACCAUGAGCUCGCCACCCUCACCGGAAACGCCUCAGCACAGCACAUGGUUGGCUUCAUGCAUGCAACAGGCAUAGGUGGGGCAGUCAAGCAAGAUCAGUCCAAGGCGCUUCUGUACUACACCCUCGGUGCUGAAGGCGGCGAUAUACGGUCAGAGAUGGCCGUCGCAUACAGGCAUUCAGCUGGCAUAUCCACUCCGCGUAACUGUGAGGAGGCCGUGUACUUUUACCGGCAAGCUGCCAGAAAGGCUAUUGCAUACAUGCGAUCUGGACCGCCGGGCGGACAUUCUAUGCCGAGAGAGUCGUACAACAUUGCUGACGAUCAGGGUGGUGUGUACGGUGAUGGCGCAAGCGCAAGUAGUUCCGGGGCCAACGCCAAAGUGGCCAGUGUUCAAUCAGACGCCUUCUCCUCAUUAGACGAUGUGUUCGAAUACAUGGAUCUUCAGGCUCGCAAAGGCGACGCCAGAGCUACUUUCAACCUUGCAAAGUUAAACUAUGAUGGUGCACGAACUCUAAAGCGCGACCUUCCAGCUGCCAAGAAGCGAUUUCUGGAGCUUGCUCGCAUGUACUGGACGCCAGGUGGGAAAAUCAACGCCAAUGUCUCGCCAACCACCGAGAAGCUCGCUGCAAAAGCCGCUGGAUACCUUGGUCGAAUGUUCUUGCGGGGCGAGGGAAUGGCCCAAAGUUUUGAGAUUGCAAAGACGUGGUUUAGGCGCGGCAUCGAGCUCGGAGAUGCGCUAUCACAGUACUCCAUGGGCAUCAUGUAUCUCAAGGGGCUCGGCGUACCACAAGAUCCUGUCAAAGCUGCAGAGCUAUUUGGCGCCGCAGCCGACCAGGAUCUCGCGGUUGCUCAAGUCAGGCUUGGAGCACUGUUCUUGGAUCAAGGAGACGUCUCCACUGCUAUCAAGUACUUUGAGCUCGCGGCUAGACAUGGACAUCUUGAAGCCUUCUAUUACCUGGCUGAGAUGACGCAUAAUGGUGUCGGUCGUGACAAGUCGUGUCCUGUGGCAGCUGCGUACUACAAGCUAGUCGCAGAGAAAGCCGAGCUGGUGUCGACUUCUUUCCCAGAAGCCAACGAAGCCUACGCGAAUGGUGACCUGGAGACAGCACUUAUUAACUACAUGUUGGCAGCUGAACAAGGUUUCGAGGUCGGACAAGCCAAUGUUGCUUAUCUUCUUGAUCAGGCCAAACCGCGAUUCACAUUCGACUCUCUGUUGCCCUUUAUGAAGCAAAAGGCUACACUAGCAAGCGAUGCUUUCUUGGCCUUGGUUUACUGGACACGCUCUGCUGAACAGAAAAAUGUCGACUCCAUGGUCAAAAUGGGAGACUACUACCUCAUGGGCAUUGGAACGCAACCUGAUCAAGAAAAGGCAGCAGCUUGCUACCAAGCAGCGGCAGAGACGAUGCGAAGCGCACAGGCAUUAUGGAACCUUGGCUGGAUGCAUGAAAACGGGAUUGGUAUCGACCAGGACUUCCAUCUCGCAAAGCGACACUAUGACUUGGCAUUGGAGACGAAUCCCCGUGAGGCCUACCUACCCGUUCUACUGGCCUUGUAUAAAUUGAGAUUCCGGAGUUGGUGGAACACGUUCACGAAUGGUAACAUCAAGUCUAUCCAGGAAGAACCAGUGGUCAAGAAAACUUGGACUCUUUCCGAAUGGCUUAGUGCGUUCCUCGAAGCCGAACUUGCUGGUUGGGACGACUACGAGCCCGACGACUAUGACGAUGGGGGCGAUGAUUUCUACGGAGACGGUUAUCACGGCGAUGAUAUUGACUCAGACAUACUUGAGUCACUCAUUAUCUUGGCUCUCAGCGGAGCUUUGGCCUUUCUACUCUACUACCGAACACAAAGACAGCGCCGACAGGAAGAAGAAAGAAGACGGCAGCAGGAACAGCAAGCGCAGCUGAAUCAAGGUAUACCAAUACCCCAACAGCAGCAGGCACAAGCAGAGCCGCAGCAAGACAGAGGCCUUUUCCCCAACCCUAAUGACCCGGAAUUCAUGAAUUGGGUUGCAGGAGGAGUGGGACAUUAA